Molecule: messenger RNA, 1200 nt
Organism: Cladophialophora psammophila CBS 110553
Lineage: Eukaryota; Fungi; Ascomycota; Eurotiomycetes; Chaetothyriales; Herpotrichiellaceae
Exons: 3
Coding region: 1-1200 (399 amino acids)
Biological process (GO): secondary metabolite biosynthetic process
Molecular function (GO): FAD binding; monooxygenase activity
Source: RefSeq, a predicted model, not a curated record
AUGAAUAUCUGUGACUCGUCAGGAAAACUGUUCGUGAAGAGCAACAUGGCAGGCUAUGGUCGAGGCCAUGGGUAUCCAUGCCAUAGGGGAGAGCUAGCUGUGGUCUUUUAUGAGUACGCCAAAACGCUACCGGGUGUUCAAUUUCGCUUAGGUCAUCGCAUUAUGGAUUAUUGGGAGACCGAAGACGAAGCUGGGAUCACCAUCAACGGGGAAAGGGUCGCUGCUGACUGCGUUAUUGCGGCUGAUGGUGUCCACAGCAAAGCCCGGAAGCACGUAAGUGGUGACGGUGGUGCACCACAUACGUCGGGCUACGCAAUGUACAGAGCUUGGUUCGAUGCAAAGGACGUAGCCACGGAUCCCAAAUCAAGGUGGCUUCUGGAAAACACAGAACGCAGAGAUCGCGACAAUACGUGGGUGUUUGUUGGAGCAGAUAUCCACUGCAUGCUGGGCACUGCGAAAGGAGGCAGGGAGGUCUUCUGGAUGUGCACCCACAAGGACGUCUUCGACAUUGGCGAAUCGUGGUCUUUCCCUGGAAAAGUUGAAGAUAUGCUCAACUAUAUAUCUGACUGGCCGAUUUUACCAAAGAUUAAAGCUGUGGUUGAGAAAAGUCCCCCCGAAAAGGUGAUUGACUUCAAGUUGCUUUGGCGUGAUCCGUUGAAAACGUGGAUUUCCAAGGGCGGGCGGAUCAUGUUGAUUGGAGAUGCAGCACACCCAUACCUGCCUACGUCUGGUCAAGGCGCAGGACAGUCGAUCGAGGAUGCCGCCACCGUUGCCAUAGCUCUCGAGCUCGCAGGACGCAACAAUGUAAAAAAAGGAUUGAAGGCUGCCGAGAAAUUGAGGUACCAACGAGCAUGCAAGAUUCAGCGGAUGGGCGUCGAAACCCGAGAUGCGUGGCAUAAAACUGACUGGGCGGCUGUCGGAAAGGACACCGCACUGUUAGAAAUGCCACGUCCGGGAUGGAUUUUCGGAUUUGACUGCCAGGCCUACGCAUAUGAGGAAUUUGAUAAGGCCAUGCGAGCCGUUGAGGGAGGACCAGAGUACCAACCGCACAAUAUCCCCCCGGAGGAUAUGAAUCACCGGACGCAAGACUUCAGGACCGGUGAGGCUAUUACAAAUAAGGCACUCGCCGCACCGUUGGCCAUAGAGGAGCAGCUAGGGAAGGCGUCUGAUGGGGGUGCGUUCUUGAGAAGUAAGCUGUAG